GGGUGUCGUACUUGGAGGGACUUGACACAUGUGUGUUCAGUACAGCCAGUGCUGAAGAUGAACUGUUAUGAUGUGUCAAUAAGUUAAAAAAAAAAAGGUGGACGGCACCAAUGAUGAGAGGGCCCCCCCGGUACCUGAGCGGGAUAUCAGAGGUCAUCGUCAUUGCAUGACAAAGGCUGUGGCAGAUUCAUCUUCAUCACUCAUACAGCAUUGCCAUAGCUUUUUCUUCUGUGCGGUAGUACCAUGAAGGGCGGAGGAAGGGGAAAGGAGCCACCUGUUGCAGGGGAGGUCACUGGCAAACGCCCCAAACGCAAGUGCCUGCAGUGGCACCCACUUCUCUCCAAAAAGGCUCUUGAUUUCUCUGAGGAGGAGGAAGAGGAGGAUGAAGAGGAGCUGGAGAAGCAGCCAGUGCUGUGUGGCCAGGAUCAGGAGUCACAGGUGCAGUGUGGAAGCACAACAGAGGAAGUGGAGGAGGACUCGAAUGAACAGCGGGCACGGCGGCCGAUGAAUGCCUUCCUCCUCUUCUGUAAACGCCACCGCUCCCUGGUGCGGCAGGAACACCCGCGCUUGGAUAACCGCGGUGCCACCAAGAUCCUGGCUGACUGGUGGGCUGUGCUGGAGCCCAAAGAGAAGCAGAAAUACACUGACAUGGCCAAGGAGUACAAGGAUGCCUUUAUGAAGGCGAACCCGGGCUACAAGUGGUGUCCCACCACCAGCAAACCAGUUAAGAGCCCUUCCUGUCAGCCAGUCAGCAACCCCCGCAAAAAAGUUUGGUCCUUCUCUUCCAACUCAACCAAGGACUCCUCCACUGCCAAAAAAGUGCCCAAAACUGACAGCAUGCCACAGUUAAACUUUGCCAUGGCAGAUCCUACAAAGAUGGGAGGCCUUAGCAUGCUGCUGCUAGCUGGGGAACAUGCCCUCACAAACAGAGAGAUCCCUUCAAGCACUAAACCUAGUUUACCUGACACCGCCAGCGAAGGGAACUCCUUUCCAGGGGACGAGGAAGAGAUGUUGUCUGGGACAAUACCGAACAGGGUGCCUGACCUUACUGAGAGCAGGGUUAAGUGUGCCUCUUCCCCACUGGCAGAGUCAUCUCUCUCCACGUCACCUGAAGGAAAGCCAUGCAGACAGUCUGCUCUCUUCCAGCUUGCUGAGAUGUGCUUAGCGUCUGAAGCUGGAAAGAUGGACAGCGCAGUGUCUCAGCAGCCUGAGGACAGCUCCUCCACAGCCUCUCUCCAGCAAACCACAGUCAAGCCAGAGAUCAAGGAGGAGACACAAGACAGAGACGACUGCCCCCCCUGCUCUCACACAUCAGCCCCCUUACCUUCGCUCUCCCCUGUCACUUCUACCUCCACUGAUGCCAUUCCCUCACAACUCAGCAGCCAAAACGCACGUGUCAAAAACAAGAGCAAGAAGAAAGAGGUGGCCAAGUCAAGCGAUACCGAUGAGAUCCCCUGCUCAGCAAAGAAGAUCGUCAAGAAGUGUAACCUGGCCGAGUCAAACAUGGACAGUGUCUUCAGUACGAUUGAGGCAGUGGCAAAAUGGGCCUGUAACGACACGGAGGAAAAGCCCAAGAACAAGAUCCAGAGCAGUCCUAGUGGUGGGAACUCUGGUGUGCCCAAAAAGAAGAGUAAGCCCAAAGUCAAGACCUUAGUCCAAGACAAAGAGGAGGACAUGGAGGAGGACAGCGGGCAGUGUCGGCAGCACAGUGCCUCUGAGGUGGAAAUGAUGGAAGAGGCGACCGACGUCAGUCCCAAGACGGAGACAGAAGAAGCAGGUAUAAGCACAGAGCUGCAGGGCGGCGUGGUAGAGCCCCACCUCUCCCCCUGCAGCCCUUCCCCUGCUAAACUCAAAGAGGAGGACAAGGGGAAGGAGAGGUCGAGCGAGGGGACCUAUGACUCCAACGCAGAGAGCCACGGCUCCAGGAAGUCAGAGCGGAGCUGUAAAGGAGCCCUGUACAAAACCCUGGUCUCUGAGGGAAUGCUGACUUCACUGAGAGCCAACAUCGACCGAGGUAAAAGAGGUGCUCUCCGUGCCUCUGAUCAUGAUGCAAACUGGAGUGAUGACAGCUGGACAGUUUCUCAGAUAGGACCUAACAACCCCAAGAAGCUGAAGAAGUCCAAGUCCAAAGAAGAAUGUUCACAGGGCCUAGGGAAACUGGAGGAGGAGUUUGAAAGGAAGUUUAACAGCCUGCCACAGUACAGCCCAAUGACAUUUGAUAAGAAAGGGACCGCUGUCACAAAGAAGAAGAAGACAGACAGCCCCGUCGUACAAGAGGAGGUCUCUAAAGCCGGGAAAGGGCCAUCUCCAUCUCAGAAAAAGACUUCAUUCCACAAGAUUGUUAGGAAGCACAAACACAAAAAGGAGAGACCAGGUGCAGUGGACAAAGCAGUGGGACAGAGUGACUCCACCACGCCGGAUUCAGCUUCAAAAGCCAAAUCAUGUGCCCCCGUUGCCAUAAUGUGCCCAGACGUCCAGGGCACCGCUAGUAUGGAGAUGCUAGUUGGUAGCCAGAAGAGGAAGGCCAGGAAGACCAAGAUCACACACUUGGUGCGCACAGCUGACGGCAGUGUGUCUCCGGUCGAGGAGGAUAAAACUAGGGACCUGAACCAGGAAGAGGAUAAGAAGCCAUUACCCCAACAGAAUUUAUGCAAUGAAAAAGGGUGCUACAGUAAUCCCAGAGCAGAGGAGGAAGAGGAGGCAGAGGAGACAGACAGGAGCACCGCACCACAAGAGCUACCUGCUUUCUUCAGCCUGGCAGCCCUCGCUGAGGUAGCAGCCAUGGAAAACGUUCACAGAGGCCAGAGAGGCUUGGCUGAGAAUCCGAAGAAGGAGCUUGCCCAGACUCCAGUCCUCAUCUCCUGCGCUGAUCAGUGAAACUCUGCUGCUGUUCUGAGAAGCCACAUCAUGGACGUUGGCAGUGGAGCUUUACUACCUCCACUGAAGGGAAACUCGAUCAGGAAGCUUUGGACAGACUCCAACUUACCCUUUUGGUGAAUUUGCUUGAGCCGGGGUUCAUGGUGAGGAGAGAGCCCCUCUCUUUCUCCCUGUUCCUCUCUAUCUCAGUGUUUCCCCAGAAAGCCUUCCUUUGGUUUGAGUGAGGAUGCCUUUCUGAACUCCCCUCACCCCCCUUAGAUGCUACGUUUGGGUCCAUAGAAGAACCACGCUGUCCCCCAGUGCAUGGCUUCCCUUAUAGAGAUGGUUUUCAUGGGUUUAUUGUACACCGUUUUGUCAGAUAGAGGCCAUUUUUAAGGUCAGGUCUUGCGAUUUAAGAAAUAAUAGCAUUUUAGGUCAGGCAAAGAACCCAACACUGCAUUGGUUUUCUAGACGAACACAGCUUUCUGUCACCUUUUUACCUCACACACGCCUACUGAAGAGCUCCCUCCACCUCGGGUAGAAUGCCUCUGUAUUUGAAUAGUUCUGAUCCCUUCCAUUCCUUCCAGCUUCGACCCAAAAUGACUUUAACCAGGGUAAAUGAUCAUGAUGGAUAGACUUUCGGUUGACAACCAAUUGCUGAGUGUGUCCCUGUGGUACACUAAUCUACUAAGAAUUCAUGGUUGAGUAUUUGAUAUGUAAGUUAUGAUGCUACUGUAAAACAGUAUGUGGUAGCUACAAAUAAUCAUGUUAGACUGGAUGUGUAAGAGUAGUCCUGUGCAUACUUAGCAUCUGAGCUAGAGCUGAGGGUGUUAGCUGUCCUGCUUAUCCUUUAGUGCUACGUUCACAGUGUCCCUGUCAGGCUUAUGAGACAGUAGGUCAGCUUCAAAACCUCUUUGCGAUGAGGAGGUUGUGUGAAAGUGAUUCAAAUAUAGCCUUAACCCUUCCACCCAGACCCGCCACCCCCACCCAGACCUAGAACCAGCUUAAACGCCAUCACAAUCCUAAAGUCAGUGAAAACAUUUUAAAUAGUGAAAUGCAGUUUUGUCCAUACUUGAUCUUAUUGCAGUUUGCGUAGCAAUUAGUAAGGUUCAUUCCUGGUGUGCAACUUAUUUCCUGGAAUUGGUGUUUUUACUGACCUAAACACUGCACUAAUUUGUAGCUGAAAUUUGAGUUGCUCUUGGAAGGGUAAUAGAAUGCCUUGUCUCCACCAGUCACAGUGUUCUUACACCCCCACGUCCUCAUGACCUGGCCAAAGCCAGCCUCAGCCUCACAAGCUUGUUCAUCAAAGUGGAAUAUUUGUGUCAUGAAUUUGUUUUAUACUAAAUGUCUCAUCAAAUGAGCAAUAUUUAAAAAAAAAAAAUAGCAACAACAACAACAACAAAAAAAUUGUGCGUUAACAAUAACAAAUAAAUGUGCUGAAAUCAAAUGGCUAUGCUAUGGUUUCUCACAGAGCUAAUGGAGACAAGGCAUUUAAUAACAAAUUCCCCUUCUUUGUCUUGUCGGCCUUUUGAGAUUUAAUUGCCAAGUAAUGGUCUACUCAGAGGUCACAUGUAAUCAAUGUUUUCAUUGUUUAGAAGUAUUUAUAUUAUUUAGAUGCAACUCUGUGUUCUUUAUUUUUGGCUUUGUUUUAUUCAUGUUUGGUCAGAAUCAUUCCAUUACCCAUGCCUCUGUCAUGGCCACACGUUUGUUUACAGUGUUACAGCUGUAGGAGUGAGGAAAAUAAGGAAGGAUUCAGUUUGUCAUCUUCCCAAGAAGCUGGAAGAGUUGCCACAGGCAUGGAGGAUAACUGAGAGCUGAUAGCCCUCUCCUCCUUCCCUAGCAGCCUUUUGUUCCUCUGUCUAGACCAUUACUUCAUUUAUCAAAUUUUAGAUUGACAUUUCUUCCUUUUAUAGCUCUUUGUUUUCUAUUUAAUCAUUCUUCUGUUUACGUGUCUGUGUUCAUAAUUCUCUUUUUACUAGGUCUUCUUUAUGCUUUUUCCUGAGGUCAAGUUUACUGGAUUAAGAAUGUUGUCAAAAAAGAUCAAGCUCACAGACGAUGAAUGCAUCUACGCUUACCUGCUAAGCAAACAGGCACUGAGAUAAAAUGCACAGUCUGUAGACAGUGAGCUUGUCUCGUCACUUCUUGGGGUGUGUAUUUGACUGUGACUGCAUCACCGUUUCAUGGAUAUGUGUUAAGACGUGUCCAGAGUAUUUUUGGACACUUAACGACAGGAUAGACAAAUAAGAAAUUAAUGGGUCUUCGAGAACUCGUGCGUUUUUUUCCUAUAUCAGCAUUGUUACAUGGUAAUAAUGAUUUGCUAAUGUAGGCCCUUGUGUGCAAAUAGUACAUUACAUGCAACAAAUCUAUAAUCCCUCUCCAAAUUUGUCCUUAUUAUCUCACAAACUAACUGCAAAUGUUUCCCAGGUAAGCUUAAGGGAACCAUGUUAAUGCUUUACGAUAAUCCUAAUAAUAAAUGGUAUAUCUAUUUUUUCAGAUACGAAAAAAAAGUUACAUUAAGGAUGAUAUCAUCCAAGCAGUAAACUGUAUAGUUCUUCCACUGGUGGACAUCAGUGUAAUUCUUUGCAAAGAAAAAGAUAUUGUCUUCCCCUGAGAUAGAGAUAUAUAUGCUUACAGCAAGUGAGUUUAAUAACAUUUGCCAAAGAAAAGGGAAAGUUAUAUUCAAAUGGAAAUCCUGUUUAAAAAAGAAAAGAAAGAAAGUUGGCAUAACAGUUGCACUGCAUUUCAUGGUGUGUAAAUCUUCAGGUAACAAUAUCAGCACAAUUCAUCAUGUGUAUCCGCUAGGAUUUCCUCGGAGUUUGAGCUCAGAGUUGGAAUGAAGUGCAACAAAAAGGCACCACUCAAUGCCUCUUUUAAUAUACAGUAUUUGCACCUUAUGUCCCAAACCAAAAUGAUCAUGAUCUUUGAAGAAAAUAUAUAAUUUUUACCCACUCUAUGAAAAUUAUGCAUUUUAACUAUUAUAUAUGCGAGAAUCCAGUCAAUAACCAAUCCACACAUCCACCAAACAGCCAUAAUAUACUGUCAUCUCCCAUCCCCUCACUUUUUCUAUCUAGAAAAUGCUUCUAUAAAGUGAAAUUCCUAUAUUAGUUACCUAAAUGACUAUAAUACCCUUUUGUGCUAGUACUGUCUUCUUGAAUGUAAUCAUUUUGUACCUGUAUUUUUCUAAUUCAGUCUUGAUUGUACUGUAUGUAUGCUAUGAUGGUAUACUGUUCCUUAGGUGCAUAGUUCGUUACAACCGACAGUUCUCAUGACAGGACAGCUGCUGUGCUGCGGAACUCAAUGGAAACGUGUGGAGGUUUUAAGUCCAAAAGACUUCCUGUACUGUGUGAGCAUCCAUGAGACUGAUACCUGAGAGAUUCUUGCGUUUUGAGUGGUGGGACAAAAGUUUUCCCUGGUUUUGCUAUUUCUUUUUUUUGUCCUUUGCAGUAGAAGUGAAAGUCUGAUCAGGACAGUUUAUAAAACGAGGACGCUCCUGCAAUCAGAUAGAACAAUUGAAUGCUUGAGUUUCAACUUAUUUAUUACUGUUCCUUUUUAUAGGUUUGGUUGAAUAAAAAUACAAUAAAAUAUACAACUGAAUAUGCAUCCAUUUAUACAUGAACGUGUAUAAGAUAGCCUACCCUUUACUGGAAUGUAGAUCAUGGCUUCCUUUUGUUUCUUUUUUGUGAGGAGGUUACGCCAGAUCUUUAAAGUCUCUUUCCUUUGAUAGUCUGUAUGACCUGUGCUUAAUCUAAUUUAUGCUACUGGUGAUUUUCAUGAUGGAUGAAUUUUUUUGAUUGUUACCGCCCAGUGGUUAAAUGCAGCCUUGCCUUACUGGAACCCCUGCUUAGUGAGGGAUCCCUCAGCCACCUUACCUCCCCUCCCCCUCCCACAACUCCUAUGUCAUAACACUGUUUGCUGAUGCAACUAUUAUUCCUUUUACACUUUCUGCUGACGCAACUAUUACUUCUUGAACACCUAUUAAAAUAACAUCUAUUGCA
Molecule: messenger RNA, 6851 nt
Organism: Anoplopoma fimbria (sablefish)
Lineage: Eukaryota; Metazoa; Chordata; Actinopteri; Perciformes; Anoplopomatidae
Product: HMG box transcription factor BBX
Exons: 16
Coding region: 244-2877 (877 amino acids)
Biological process (GO): regulation of transcription by RNA polymerase II
Cellular component (GO): nucleus
Molecular function (GO): DNA-binding transcription factor activity, RNA polymerase II-specific; RNA polymerase II transcription regulatory region sequence-specific DNA binding
Source: RefSeq, a predicted model, not a curated record